Hypoxylon trugodes is the source of this 1750-nucleotide messenger RNA. Its product is annotated as Nitrilotriacetate monooxygenase component A/pristinamycin IIA synthase subunit A. Gene Ontology annotation, molecular function: monooxygenase activity; oxidoreductase activity, acting on paired donors, with incorporation or reduction of molecular oxygen. The transcript is spliced from 3 exons. The coding region runs from base 227 to 1663 and encodes 478 amino acids. The record is from RefSeq and is a predicted model, not a curated record. Lineage: Eukaryota; Fungi; Ascomycota; Sordariomycetes; Xylariales; Hypoxylaceae.
CUGAAGGGAUAUAAAUUGCUGGACCUGUUAUAUUAAUGUAAAACUACGUAUAUACUUUCUAUUCGCGUUACUGAACCAUCUUGUUCAAAGGCAAAAAUACAAGUUCCUUAUACGCUUAGGAUUGAACACCCUAGAAGCUCUUUAAGUGACGUAAAUCGCACCAGGUGUAGUAUCACUACCUAUUGAGCGCAUCGCGGCUAGGAACGGAGUUCGCAAAAUAAUCGAAAUGGCAUCGUCUGAAAAUACCGGAGCUGCGGCGCCUCAGCCGAAGAAGCAAUUCUUACUAAAUGCUUUCGUGAUGACAACACCGGGGCAUUUAUCACCAGGCCUAUGGAAACACCCGCGCAACCGAACGGAUGAGUACAACAAACUCAGCUUCUGGAUCGAGCUUGCACAGCUACUUGACAAAGGCGGUUUCCAUGCUAUGUUCAUAGCCGACGUGCUAGGCGCAUACGACGUAUACCGAGGCCCUGCGAAUGUGGACCCGGUACUCUCAUCAGGCGCGCAGUUCCCUGUUAACGAUCCAUUGUACACUGUUCCCGCUAUGGCAGCCGCUACGAAGAAUUUGAUAUUCGGUGUCACGGCUUCGACGACAUAUGAUGCGCCUUAUGCCAUGGCGCGUCGGUUCUCAACUGUUGAUCACCUGGCUGAGGGGCGAGUGGCGUGGAAUAUUGUGACGUCAUAUCUUGAGAGCGCAGCGAGGAAUUUUGGGUUGGAGACGCAGAUUGAGCAUGAUGAGCGUUACCGUAUCGCUGAGGAGUAUAUGGAGGUUUUAUACAAGUUAUGGGAAAGUAGUUGGAGAGAUGACGCGGUGGUUCGAGAUCGCGAGAAGGGCUUAUUCGCGGUAGCUGGACGAGUCCGUCCAAUUGGCCACCAGGGCAAAUACUUCAAAGUGCCAGGCCCGCAUAUCGCAGAACCCUCACCGCAGCGAACGCCGUUCUUAUUCCAAGCUGGAACGUCUAAAGCUGGAGCUGAGUUCGGCGGGAAACACGCCGAGGCGGUGUUUGUAGGUGGACAGCUACCAGAACUUGUUCGCAAGUCGGUGGAUAAUCUUCGAGAGUCGGCUAGGCAGUUUGGACGAGACCCGCAGCACCUCAAGAUACUAACAGGUAUCACGCUGAUCGUCGAUGAGACGGACGAGAAAGCGCAGGCUAAGUACCGGGAGCUCUUAUCAUACGGAGAUCGCGAAGGCGCGCUUGCGUUGUUCGGCGGGUGGACGGGAAACGACUUAUCGGGGUACGGGGAUGACGAGGAUUUGGUCUUGGUUGACAAGCCGGCGAUUCGAUCGAUUAUUAGUCGCUGGUCAAGUACGGUACCAGGGACGGAAGGCCUGACGUGGACAAAGAAUCGAAUCGCGGAGUUCUUGACUGUGGGUGGCAUGAUGCCAAAAAUCAUUGGCAGCCCUAAGACAAUUGUCGACGAACUUGAGAGAUGGGCUGAGAUUGCUGAUGUCGACGGAUUCAAUCUCGCGCAUGUAGUCAACCCGGGGUCCUUUGAGGAUAUUAUCGAAUUUGUGAUCCCCGAGUUACGAAGAAGGGGACUGUUUAGAACCGAAGUCGAACGCGAGGGGGUUACGGCUCGGGAUGUAUUCUUUGGACAGCCGCAUCUUCUAAGCGACCACCCGGGUCACCAGUACAAGUGGCCCGCACCCGAGGAGGCAUAAUGUAAUAGUUUAGUGGUAAUAGUGGUACACAUCAAGAAACGGGAAAGUCGGUAGAGGACGUGUUGUCUCAAUUCGGCAGCUCGGGUC